This is a messenger RNA of Lynx canadensis (Canada lynx), 1678 nucleotides long. Its product is annotated as core histone macro-H2A.2. Lineage: Eukaryota; Metazoa; Chordata; Mammalia; Carnivora; Felidae. Gene Ontology annotation, molecular function: structural constituent of chromatin; DNA binding; protein heterodimerization activity. The record is from RefSeq and is a predicted model, not a curated record. Gene Ontology annotation, biological process: nucleosome assembly. Bases 40 to 1158 code for a protein of 372 amino acids. The transcript has 8 exons. Gene Ontology annotation, cellular component: nucleosome.
AACACCGUGUCAGCAAGCUGAGAGGGAAACUGAGGCAAGAUGUCGGGCCGGAGCGGGAAGAAGAAAAUGUCCAAGCUGUCCCGUUCAGCCAGGGCCGGUGUCAUCUUCCCCGUGGGGAGGCUGAUGCGUUACCUGAAGAAAGGGACGUUCAAGUACCGGAUCAGCGUGGGGGCUCCCGUCUACAUGGCGGCCGUCAUCGAGUACCUGGCAGCGGAAAUUCUAGAAUUGGCUGGGAAUGCCGCAAGGGACAACAAGAAGGCCCGGAUAGCCCCAAGACACAUCCUGCUAGCAGUUGCCAACGAUGAGGAACUCAAUCAGCUGCUAAAAGGAGUGACCAUCGCCAGUGGAGGUGUCCUACCCAGAAUUCAUCCCGAACUGCUGGCCAAAAAGCGAGGGACCAAAGGCAAGUCGGAAACUAUCCUCUCCCCUCCCCCAGAGAAAAGAGGAAGGAAGGCGGCGUCAGGCAAGAAGGGAGGCAAGAAAUCCAAGGCUGCCAAACCACGGACGUCCAAAAAGUCCAAACCAAAGGACAGCGAUAAAGAAGGAACUUCAAAUUCCACCUCCGAAGAUGGGCCGGGGGACGGAUUCACCAUUCUGUCAUCUAAAAGCCUCGUUCUAGGGCAGAAGCUCUCCCUGACCCAGAGUGACAUCAGCCAUAUUGGCUCCAUGAGAGUGGAGGGCAUUGUCCACCCAACCACAGCCGAAAUUGACCUCAAGGAAGACAUAGGUAAGGCCUUGGAAAAGGCUGGCGGGAAAGAGUUCUUGGAAACGGUAAAGGAGCUCCGCAAAUCCCAAGGCCCUUUGGAAGUCGCCGAAGCCGCUGUCAGCCAAUCCAGCGGACUCGCAGCCAAAUUUGUCAUCCACUGUCACAUCCCUCAGUGGGGCUCCGACAAAUGUGAAGAACAGCUCGAAGAGACCAUCAAAAACUGCCUGUCGGCGGCAGAGGACAAGAAGCUGAAGUCUGUGGCGUUCCCACCGUUUCCCAGCGGCAGAAACUGCUUCCCCAAACAGACGGCAGCCCAGGUGACCCUCAAAGCCAUCUCGGCCCACUUUGACGACUCGAGCGCAUCCUCGCUGAAGAAUGUCUACUUCCUGCUCUUUGACAGCGAGAGCAUUGGCAUCUACGUGCAGGAGAUGGCCAAGCUCGAUGCCAAGUAGCCGCCCCGUGCCCGCGCCCGGCCGGAGGAUCGAAGUCACAGGAGUGGGGUUUUAUUUUGUAAAAGGAGAGAGGAAGUGUGACGGCAGGGGAGCGGAGGGCAGCUGGCAGGGAAGCGGGGAGCAGAGGCCGCAGGAGCAGGUCCCGCCCACGGAAGGAGCCCUCUGCAUUUUAUAUUCUCGUUUCAAAGAGCCUCAGUCUGUAAUUAACCAGGUCUCCACGAGGGGUUUCUUUCCAUGUGUUUUCUUCCUGUUGUUUUAGAACUUUUUUAAAAAACAGACUUCGUUUUAGAUUUAUAGCAUUGACUUUUACACACACACAAAAAAAAUCCUUUCAAAAUUCUUAAAACCUUGUUUCUCCUUUUUGCAAGGGAAGAGGGCAUAAAAGUGACUUGGGCUUUGUUGGCUGUCUGUGUUCAGUGAUGGAGAGAAGAAAAUGAGAGAGGCGUCCCACUGGUGCUUUUCUUUUCUGUUUUAGUGCCCCCACCCCACCCAAUAAUAUCUGUAUCUACUCCUAAAAAGA